AUGACAGCUUGCGAUCGCUGUGAGCAGCCCAAGAAGGUCUUGUCGACUCUCCGCGCCUGUACGGACGACGUGCGGCCCAAUGUGGUCGCCGUGAGCCUGGGCCUGCGGGCUUGUGCUUCCGGCAGUUGGUGGGUCACAGCCAUGAGGUUGCUGCACGACGCAGUGAAGGCCGAACUGGAGCUGGACUGCGUGUGCUGUGACGCCGCCCUUGGUGCCUGCUGUGCUGGGGGCCACUGGCGCUCAGUGAUGUUGCUGAUGGAAUAUGCUCGCAAGAACAGGCUGGAAAUGGAGGCUGGCGGUUGGGCAGCCAUCGUGACUACCUAUGUUCGAGCAGGCCGUCAUCAGAGACUCAGGUCUCUUGUGAGUGUUCUGCGUAGCAAGGCAGUUGCUCGGCUUCGACGAGCAAAAAUACCGACAGCCUCAUAG
Symbiodinium natans is the source of this 426-nucleotide messenger RNA. The record is from the annotation of a GenBank genome assembly. Lineage: Eukaryota; Dinophyceae; Suessiales; Symbiodiniaceae.